Molecule: messenger RNA, 1457 nt
Organism: Scleropages formosus (Asian bonytongue)
Lineage: Eukaryota; Metazoa; Chordata; Actinopteri; Osteoglossiformes; Osteoglossidae
Gene: mrps15
Product: mitochondrial ribosomal protein S15
Exons: 8
Coding region: 126-968 (280 amino acids)
Biological process (GO): mitochondrial translation
Cellular component (GO): ribosome; mitochondrial small ribosomal subunit
Molecular function (GO): structural constituent of ribosome; RNA binding
Source: RefSeq, a predicted model, not a curated record
UAAUAAUGUCUGCCCAAGAUGGCGGCGCUGCCGUGUGACAUUUGACUGAUUUUAGUGCAACGUUUAUCCUCCACCGAGAGUUUCUUUCCUUGUCGAGGAGCAGUAGCGCACCGUGCAGCGGGACGAUGUUACGGGCCCUGCGGUGCUCGUCCUUCGUGCUGUCCAAGUGUGUGUUACAGCCGGGGCUCUUGACGCUCUCUGCGAAGCGUGGCCUCCCGCCGCUCCCGCUCCUCCGACCUCUGACGCCGGAGAGCAGCAGCUGCUUCACGCGGCGGCGGUGUCGGGAUUCGGACCCGCGGACACAGGACGGUCACGGUAAAGAAAGCCUUGCAGUCCAAGCAGUGAGGCAUUAUGCCCGACCCUCGAGAAGAAAGAAUGUUCCUCCAAGUCAGCUUGAUGAUCUGCCCCCGAUGAUGCUGAAGAAGGACUAUGCAGAAGUACCUCUUAUUAACACAAGUGAUGACCUUGUCAAGAGGCUUCUGUCGCUGGAAUUUGCAUGUCAUCGGGAUAAACUACGUUUAAAAGAGGAUCAACUGGUGGCCAAAGUCAGGCGGGAUGAGCAUGACCGCAGCUCCACUGAAGUGAAGGUGGCCCUCCUGACAGCGCAAAUCCGAAACUAUCAUGAACACUUGCAAACACACCCAAAGGACAAAGCCAACAAGCGACGCAUGUUAAUGGCCAUUGACCGGCGGAAGAAAUACUUGAAGUACCUGCGGUUUACGCGCUACAGCACUUUUGAAUCUGUGUGCCAGAAGCUGGACAUCACGUACACUCUACCACCAGCAUACUAUAGGAGACUCACCAGACGAUGGAGGGCCAAGAAGGCACUCUGCAUGAAGGUGUUUGAGGUGAUUCAGAGGCGAAAAGCGAGAGAGUGGGGGAGGCUGAAGCAGGCUACCCUCUCUGCAACGGGGGAGGCAGAGAAAACAGAGCUGACACAUGAAAAGGCCCAGGGAACUACGGCAUAGGAACCUGUCCCCUAAAUGCUGAAUGAACACUUUCCCUAUGAAACAUCGGUGGUGGAGUAAACAGUAACGCUCAUUCUUCUCUCUUUCUGGUCACUACUUCUAAUUCCUUUGCUCUUGCUGUUCCAGGUUGAAUCCUGUUUAAUAAAAUAAUGGGUACAUCUGUAUUGGACUAGACAUAUGUUUUUACUUCUUUGGUUUUUUGGCUUUGCACUCAUCAGUUGUGUUCAGCAUUCAUUUGUAUCCUGACAUGGAUGCAAGAUGUAAGGUUUGCAUUGGAAAAAAUCUCAACCAAUCUGUGUCAUUGUUACCAAAAAAUAUUAACCUGCACCAGGACCCUUGCUUGUUGUUCUGCAGAUAAAUUCAGUCAAACUCCACAUGGUGGUGUAUACAAAAACUUCACUUGUGUUUUUACCAAUUUUAGGUUUUGUUUUUUUCCCCAAUAGAUUUUUACCAUGUCAGUUACAAACUGCAUUAAAGUUUUUAACUAUA